Molecule: messenger RNA, 975 nt
Organism: Arthroderma uncinatum
Lineage: Eukaryota; Fungi; Ascomycota; Eurotiomycetes; Onygenales; Arthrodermataceae
Exons: 1
Coding region: 1-975 (324 amino acids)
Source: RefSeq, a predicted model, not a curated record
AUGGACAAAGACCAGCCAAAACCGCCGGGGAAGCCAAAGAGUAGAGAAGAGGCCUCUACAUCUACAUCCAUGGCCGGUAGAAUCCAGUCGUCUGCCGCCGGCCUGCUGAGAACCACCAUAUCGCCCUCCUCGCCCUCGCCCUCGAACUCGUACGCCUUUGCAAACGGCAUCUCCUCGUCCCUGGCGAGCGUCUCGAGCUCCGAGAAGGCUGCUCCCGCCUCUGGAUCAUCUUCAGCAUCGCAUGGGCCAGGAGUAGAGAGCGGCUUUCACCACGGAUUACCCUCUGAGUCGGGCUUUCGAUCUCAGCAGCCACAGGCGCAGAUACACUCUCACUCGGAACAGGAGUUUCAUCAAGGAGGUGGGCUGCCGCUUGAUGAUGUCGGUGUCUACGACCUGUCUGAUUCCAAGGGCAAGGGCAAGGGCAAAGGGAAGGGUAAAGUGGAGGAAGAGAGAUUUGAUUCUGCUUGGAUGGCUGCUACUACCGCGUCGAAUACUAGGCCGUCGAUAUCACGUUCUGAACAAGAACAGAGAGACGGUGAAGCUGUCUCUGCUCUGCUGUCGUCUUCAUCAUUUGAUCCCCUAUCUCUUCCCGAGGACGAACUCGAUAUAGAACCAGAACCGGACAUGGACUUCCUUAUACCCGGCUCAGACCAGACACAGCGACCACUACAACCAUCCAUAUCGUCAACCUCUCUAAUACCGGACAUCGACUUCGUGCUUACCUCCUUGAGAAACGCCCCGGCGCAGUCUCAGACUGAACACCUGAGAGAUUUACCCGGUGUAGCAGAGUGGUUGGAUCUGGAUGCCGAGUACCAGGAUGUGGUGUGGGGGUAUUUGAAGCCGCGGGUCGAAGAGGCGAGGCAGGAAGUGCAGGAGAGGUCAGAGAGGGGGGAGCAGGGAGUAGGUGAUGGGCCUGCCGUGAUGAGGUUGAGGAUGGUGUUGGCGCACUUGAAGGAAGGGAAGGGCAUGAUAUAG